Messenger RNA from Trypanosoma rangeli, 330 nucleotides. RefSeq lists its product as uncharacterized. NCBI's taxonomy places the organism in Eukaryota, Euglenozoa, Kinetoplastea, Trypanosomatida, Trypanosomatidae. The transcript has a single exon. The record is from RefSeq and is a predicted model, not a curated record. The coding region runs from base 1 to 330 and encodes 109 amino acids.
AUGUCCUCCGAGAAGACCUUAAAACGGAUGGGCGCCCAGUCAGGCACAGAGGCAGUAAACACCUGCGUCCCACCACGCUCCCGCCCCGGCAAUUCACGCAAAAUUGCCCUCAUCGGGGGCCCAGCCUUGCGAGAAAUGCGGUCAAAUAUGCAGCGAUGCUCAGUGACGGCAAAAGAGCCUGGUGAAGCAGCAGAGCAGCAGCAGCAACAGGAUGUGCAGAGUGUGGUGCAUUCCUCGUGUCUUUCCUUUGCGUGGCGUCUCGUUCCCUUCUUUCCUUCUGUGGUUUACUUGCUUAUUGUGUCGUUGUACUCCGAUUCGUGUCUAGUGUGA